GGCGGUAACCAUAAUGGCGGUCGAGUAGAUCAUGUUGUGCGGGGUCGAGAAACCUCACUCCGCGCAAAGGGGGAUGAUCGUACCACGUUGUGUUAAAAUGGUGAAGCUUCCUCGAGGCAGUUACACAGUGCUUACAACUGUCUCUGGAAGUGAAAGCACCAGAAAAUAAAUUAACUCAUACGCAGCUGUCAUCCGUACGCAAGGAAGUAAGCACAAGAUGCCGAACACCCUUAGCAGGAUGCAGCUCACCCUUCAUGCGACUCGCCAAAUACCUCACGGCGCUUCGCGCUUGGUGAUGUGAGAGCCUGGUCCGGUGAGAACCCGGCGUGCUCCGUCCCGGCUUUGUAGGGAUGCGAGGUCAAUGGUCUAACGACUACGGCAUAUGGGACGUGGCGACGGUGAUCCUGGCGUCCUUCGGGCUCAUGAUCGCAGCGGCCGGCGGGAUCGGCGGCGGGGGCAUCCUCGUCCCCAUCUUCAUCCUCGUGCUGCGCUUCGGCCCCAAGUACGCGGUGCCGCUGUCCAACAUCACCAUAUUCGGUGGCGCCAUCACCAACACCUUCCUCAACAUGAAGAAGAGGCACCCCCUCGCGGACCGGCCCUUGGUGGACUGGGACCUGAUCCUCGUCAUGGAGCCCCUCACGAUUGGGGGUGCGCUAGUGGGAUCUUUCAUCCAGAAGGUACUCCCAGAGGUUGUCCUGACGCUGAGCAUGGUUCUGUUGCUGGUGGCCACCGCAGACCGCACGUUCCGCAAAGGCCUUAAGGCCUUCAAGAAGGAAUCCAGCCUCCAGCAGGCGAAGGAAUUGGGGGGCACGGCAGACGCGAAGGUGUCGUCUGCCGCAGCGAUCAGCAACGACAAGUCGCACACUACCCUCCUCGGCAACGGAACGAAGUCCUACGGCGCGGCCAACGGUGUCGAAGACGGGAAGGGGACCUUCACCACGGCGGUGCUGGCGCCGUCCUCGUCCCCUGCUGCCAUCGCCGCCGGCGAUGUGGAAACCCCAGAGGAAGCGAUGAUGAUCCCGACAACCGCCCCGGUGUCUCCGGCGAGCCUGGUCCGGUGAGAACCCGGCGUGCUCCGUCCCGGCUUUGUAGGGAUGCGAGGUCAAUGGU
This is a messenger RNA of Ectocarpus siliculosus, 1110 nucleotides long. The record is from the annotation of a GenBank genome assembly. Lineage: Eukaryota; Phaeophyceae; Ectocarpales; Ectocarpaceae.